Molecule: messenger RNA, 1431 nt
Organism: Symbiodinium natans
Lineage: Eukaryota; Dinophyceae; Suessiales; Symbiodiniaceae
Source: the annotation of a GenBank genome assembly
GCUUUUGCAACGAUCUUGAGGAUCCCCACGCUUAAGGAGCUGCGUGCAGACCACAAUCAGCUGGGUGAUGCGGGAGCCAAGGUGGCCGCGGCAUGUCUGAACGAUGAGAUUGCAGCACUUGAACUCCUUAGCUUGGCUGACAAUCACAUUGGCAGAGACGGGCUCGAGGCCGUGGCAGAGAUCCAAGGGUGCCAAAACCGUAUUGGGCUCCGCAUUGGCAUGAACGGCGACAGCGGCUAUGUUGGCCGCUCUUUCGCGGAGGUCCUCGCCCAAAACGCGUCUAUCAAGCUGUUGGACCCAGUCGUCGAGCACAUGAUGACCGACGUUAUGCAAGCUAUGCAGGCCGGCAAUGUCCAUGAGGUCUACUUCGACAGCAACAGUUCUACGAAGGCCCGCCUGCCAGCUUCGCGCACGAAAGUCUACAAGGGCUUGGCUACGGCCUUCCAGGGAAUGUCCUCUCUUGAGAUCGUGGAACUCAUCGACCACGUCACCAUCGGGCACUUCGCGGAGGCCGACAAACUCGGAAACCAGCGCAUGCAGGCCUUCGCACCGGCCCUCGCAAGCCACGUGGCCCUGCGGCGCCUGAACCUGCACGGCAACCAUAUUGGGGACGCGGGCGCAAAGGCCCUUGCGAGAGCCCUUGUGGACAAGGUCAAGCUCGAGCUUCUUGACCUGUGUGCCAACAGCAUUGGGGCCAGAGGAAUGCAGGCCCUGUCGCCGGUCCUGGAAAGCUUCACGGUGUUGAAGCACCUCAAUCUCUGCGGCAACCUUUUUGGAAACGCUGGGGCGCAAGCCCUCGCUGGGGCUUUGCAGCAGAAGUUUAUGCUAGAGUUCCUCGACGUUCGCGCCACUGGCCUUGGAGACAGAAGCAUGGAGGCUCUGUCACCGACCCUCGAGAGCCUCAGCGCGUUGAAGCACCUGAACCUGAGCAGCAACAACCUUGAAGACGCUGGCGCAGAGGCCCUUGCAAGCGCCCUCGAGGGAAAGCUUGAGCUGGAGCUCCUGGAUCUUUGCACGAACAGCAUCGGAGACAGCGGCUUGCAGGCAUUGUCGUCAGUCCUCACGAACCUUGAGCGGCUAAAGCAUCUCAACCUCGGAAGCAACUCCUUUGGGAAGCGUGGAGCAGAGGCACUUGCCACUGCCUUCCAACGCAAGCUUGCACUGGAGCUCCUGGACCUUUCCCUGAACAGCAUCGGAGACGGCGGAAUGCAGGCGCUCUCGACGACGAUCGAAGGCAUCAAGGGACUGAAGCACCUCAACCUCCACAGCUGCACCUUCGGAGAUGCCGCCGCAGAGGCUUUGGUGUGUGUUCUGAGGGAGCUGAAGGCCUUGGAAGAGCUGGCAUGCUGGGACAAUGAGCUCAACAACAGCAGCAAGGAGGUACUGAUAGCCGCCUGGAACCCACGGCCGCAGUACAAGCUGCGCCUCUGA